AUGCAACGUCCACCAUUACCAACACCAAAUCGUAAUCGUAUUCGUCCACAACAAACUCCAACAUCUCAUCAACGUGGUCUUGUACGAUUUAGUACACCAAAAGCAUCACCACGUCGUUCACCAGCUACACAAAUUCUUCAAUCAAACAAUGGUACUUUAUGGGAUACAUAUGGUCUUGAUGAAAAUUCUUUAACAAUACGUUUUCUUUAUUCAAAUUUACUUUUACUUGGUAUUGAAUGUUCACCAAUAUUUUGUCGCUAUCGUACUGGACAACAACAACAACAAAUAUCAAUAGAUGAAUUAUCAAAUUCAACUGAACUUAUUCGUCUUGUAACACAUUUUCUUCUUUUAACAUAUUUAUCUGAUGCACAACAAACACAAUAUCUACGUGAUACAACACAUUGUUUUCCACCAAUGGCUAUUGAUAAACAACAAGAAUUCAAUCGCAUUGUUAAACAACAUUUUAAAUUAUUAUCUGAAAGUUAUCAACAAUAUCCAUGGCCUCAAUUAAUUCCAGUUCCAUCAUGUUCAUCACGUUAUUUUAUUUGUGUAUUUUAUUUAUCUCAAUUAUGUUUAAUACAUCGUUUAGAACCAAUUGAUAUUCAAGAACGUUUUUUAACAAAUGAAAAUUUUCAAAAUGUUGAUUUAACAAAAGAACGUCUUAAACGACAAAUUCGUAUGAUUAAAGCUGAUACACAACGACAUUAUAUGAUGUUUUUUAGUAAAAUAGCUAAUGAAAAACGUGAACGUAUUGAAUAUGAAAAAACAAAAUAUGAAUUAGAUGAACGCAUAUAUAAAUUAAUCAAUUAUUUAGAAAAAAUUAAAGAAAAAACUCAAAUUAUUGAUGGAUCAUUUGAUGAGUCACAAAUUAUUGAUGAAAACCAAUUUGAGAUAUUUUCAAAUUUAGUUCGAGAUCUUCAUAGAAGAAUUAAUUCAGAUAUAUAUAAUAAAUUAGAAUGGUUUAUUAAACAUAGUUUAUCAACAUCAUUACCAUCCAUGGGUGUUGAUAUUGGUUUAUUACCAAAUAUAUGCCAACAAGUACAUGAUAUUGUCAAUAAACAAGAAAAUAUUUCAAAUCGAAUAAGUCAAUUAUAUAUAAGAUUUAGUGAAACAUCAUCAUCAACAUCUACAACAGUUACUCUUAAUGACCUUAUACAAACAGCUAAUAUUUGUCUUGAAAAGCGUCUUACAUCUCAUUCACUAUCAGAUGAAAAUUUUGCUAAACUUAAAUUAGCACUUGAACAAAUGAAUACAACAAUUGAACGCACUGAACAAGUACAUAAAACACUUGAUCAUUUAAAACAUUUACCUAAACAUAUUAAUCGUUAUGAUAAUGAUCAACAAAUACAAAAAACACCAUUUGAUCAUAUUGUAACAAAAUUUUAUUCAUCAAUGGAUUGUGGACAACAAGCAAGAGAAAUAUUUCGUGAUCAAAUGAGUAAACAAACACCAAAUUCAUUUGUUACUUGUUGCAAUACAAUUGCAACAAUAAGUGGUGAUGAUUCAAAUAGUGAUUUUAUGAAUGAUGAUACAACUAUAAUACGUUGUCAAAUAUCAGCACCAUUACCAUCAGUACCAGAAACAGUACUACCAAUGACUGAUGAAGGCAUGUUAAAAGGACUUGAAUGUCUUUUACUUAGUGAACCAAUGCCAAUUGCAAUAACAACAACAACAACAACAAAUGAUGAAGAAUCAUUUCUUACACUUGAACAAGAAUGUAAAAUGGAUUCAGAAAUAUUUAUUGAUCGUCCUCGACGAAAAACAAUUGUAGAAACAAAUGUAGCUGCAGUUAUUAUGGAUGAUAAAAUGGAAGAUGAUUAUUCACAAAAAGAAAAUAUUACACCUCAACAACAACAGAUUAAUGAAAUUCAUAUAGAUAAACUUGAUAAUGAUACUCAUUUUAUUUCACCUAUUAUGUCAGUCCCUAUUGGACAACAACAACCGGUGAUGCCGAAACUACUCGAACAAAUUGAUACAAUUGAUCCUUAUUAA
This is a messenger RNA of Rotaria sp. Silwood2, 1992 nucleotides long. The record is from the annotation of a GenBank genome assembly. NCBI's taxonomy places the organism in Eukaryota, Metazoa, Rotifera, Eurotatoria, Philodinida, Philodinidae.